ACCGACGCCGAUGCCGCCAGCGAAGUCAAACGCGAGGGUGAACGCAAUGGUGGCGAUGACGACGACGACGAGGGCGUGCCCCUGGCACAGUCUCAGGCGCAGACACCGGCACCGGCCCUGGUGGCCUCGUCGGCCGCCCCCGGCUCGGGCCCGCUGGCUGGUACAGCGUCUGCACCCGCUGCUGGGGCGGCUGCGGCGCGCAAGGCCAAGGCGCCGCGCGAGAAGGAGCGUGGCGCCGGCGAUGCGUUCUCGCUGGACGACGUUAUUGGCUACACGGGCGUCGACCUGCGCGAGGAGUCCGAGAUGAUCCUCGGCGGGCUGCCCGUCGGCAGCAGCAGCGCCAGCGGGCGAGUGCGGCCAGGCGUGCGCAUGGGCACGCGCACGGUCGACGGCGUGGAAAUGGCGUUCGACUCGGCGCUGCCCGGCGAUGCGGCCGUCGAGGCGGUGGUUGCACGCGUGUGCCGCGAGUCGCGCGUGGGACGCGUCGCGGCGGACGUCGUGCCGGUGCUCGCGCUGGCGCUGCAGGAGCGGCUGCGCGCGUACAUGGAGCUCGUGUCGGCGGCGGCGCACCACCGCACGCGCACACAGACGCUGCCGCCGCCGCCGCUUGAUCCAACGACGCGGCUGCCGCUGUACAAGAUCACGCCGCACCAGGACGUGCGCCGCCAGCUGGCUGUUGUCGAGCGCAGCGCGCGGCUGCGCGAGGCCGCACGCGAACAGGCGCUGGCAUCAUCGUCGGCAGCUACGUCGGCUCCGGCGGCCGAGGCUGAGGCCGAUGCUGGCGCCGCGCCGGCUGAGGGCCCGUCGUCGGCGUCACCCGAGCCGCCAGAGUCGGUCGAUGCGGCCAGGCCCAAGCGGCCGCGCAAGCGCGACGACGCGCUCGAGACGGCGGCGUACACCAGCAAGAACAUGCCCGACGAGGUGCGCAACAAGAUCAGCAACCAGACGGCGCUGCGCGCUGCCGGCGGCGUGCGCAAGUCGUGGAUGAAUGCCGCCGCGUCGGCCUCUGUGGCUGCCGCCGCCAAAUCAGACGCCGCAUCGGCGUCGGCGUCAUCUGCCGCCACACCCAACGGCGAUGUGGACGCGGCGCCCGAUACGCCAGUGUCGGCGGCCGACCGCCCGCCGCCAGGGCUGCUGUCGCACCGGUCGACGUCGCUGGCUGCGCCGCUGCUGGUGACUGUGCGCGACUGCCUGUUCUCGCUGGAGCGCGAGCGCCUAGGCAACGUGCGCGUUGGCCGAGGCGGCGGCGACCGCGUGCUGAUCCAGGCCUACGCCAAGUACGUCAAGGACUGAAGAGACAAAAGGACUUUGUCUUUUUGGGGUUUUGGCUGAUGAUGGAAAUUAAUUUUUUUGAAUUUUUCUUUCUUUUUCUUCGUGCAUUUCAAU
Kickxella alabastrina is the source of this 1386-nucleotide messenger RNA. RefSeq lists its product as uncharacterized. Gene Ontology annotation, biological process: transcription initiation at RNA polymerase II promoter. Gene Ontology annotation, molecular function: DNA binding; RNA polymerase II general transcription initiation factor activity. The record is from RefSeq and is a predicted model, not a curated record. NCBI's taxonomy places the organism in Eukaryota, Fungi, Kickxellomycota, Kickxellomycetes, Kickxellales, Kickxellaceae. The coding region runs from base 304 to 1293 and encodes 329 amino acids. The transcript has a single exon. Gene Ontology annotation, cellular component: transcription factor TFIID complex.